Molecule: messenger RNA, 780 nt
Organism: Euleptes europaea (tarantolino)
Lineage: Eukaryota; Metazoa; Chordata; Lepidosauria; Squamata; Sphaerodactylidae
Gene: TMEM101
Product: transmembrane protein 101
Exons: 4
Coding region: 1-780 (259 amino acids)
Biological process (GO): positive regulation of canonical NF-kappaB signal transduction
Source: RefSeq, a predicted model, not a curated record
AUGGCGGCGGGCGGCGGCGGUGGCGGGCGGCGCGGGGCGCUGCGGCUGCUGAUGCGGGCCGGGUCGGUGCUGCUCACGCGCUUCCCGUUCUGGCACUGCUUCAGCGGCCUCCUCCUCAACGCCGAGCGCGCCGAGCACCGCAGGAAACCAGACAUCCCGGUCCCAUAUCUCUACUUUGACAUGGGAGCCGCUGUCCUGUGUGCCAGCUUCAUGUCCUUUGGGGUGAAGCGCAGGUGGUUUGCCCUGGGGGCUGCCCUACAGCUGGCUGUCAGUACGUACGCAGCGUAUCUUGGGGCCUAUGCGCAUUAUGGAGAUUGGGUGAAGGUUAGGAUGUAUUCGCGGACGAUAGCCAUUAUCGGCGGCUUCUUGGUCUUGGCGAGCGGAGCCGGAGAGAUCUACCGCCAGAAACCCCGGAACAGGUCGCUGCAGUCCACGGGGCAGGUUUUCAUUGGCAUCUACCUCAUUUGUGUGGCCUACUCCCUUCAGCACAGCAAGGAAGACCGCCUGGCCUACCUCAGCGGCAUCCCUGGCGGGGAAAUCGCCUUACAGCUUCUCUUUGUCCUCUACGGCAUCCUGGCCCUCUCCUUCCUCUCCGGUUAUUACAUCACUCUGGCUGCCCAGAUCCUGUCAGUCAUCCUUCCGCUGGUAGUCCUCUUCAUCGACGGCAACUUGGGCUAUUGGCACGACUCCCGACGAGUUGAGUUCUGGAACCAGAUGAAGCUGAUUGGGCAGAACGUUGGCAUUUUUGGGGCUUCCGUAAUUUUGGCCACUGAUGGCUGA